AUGAAUGUUAAGGUGUUAGUUGAGGAUGCAGACGCCCAAUUCAAGUUGAAUCAACAACAAAUACAAACUUUUGAUACAAUUCUAGGAAGGGUCAAUUCAGAAACAGACGGUUUAUUCUUUGUAGAUGGGCCUGGGGGAACCGGUAAAACUUUCCUAUAUCGGGGACUACUAGACAAGUGGUGUGGCAGCACACUAUUGCCUGGAGGGCGCAUGGGACACUCAAGAUUUGACAUACCACUACAAGCAAAUGAGACAACUAUGACACACAUGUCAAAGCAAGGCGGCGGGGCAAAACUAAUAAGACAGGCAAAAUUAAUAAGAUGGGACGAAGCACUAAUGGCAAGGCGACACACAGUUGAAACAGUGGACCGAAGCUUUCGCAAUAUAAUGGAUAAAGAUGCACCAUUUGGAGGUAAAGUCAUGGUAUUUGGAGGCGACUUUCGACAGGUACUACCAAAAUCUACAAGAGCAGAGACCGUAGAUGCAAGUAUACUGAGAGAAGAACACACAAUAAAAGAAAACUUGAUAGCGAUUCCACAACAGAUGAUUGUCGAACAAAGUAAUGAUGGAAAUCCAGGAGAAUCAUUGGUGAGGGAAAUUUACCCAACACUUGAACAAAAUUACAGAUCCGCGGAGUAUAUAACAGAACAGGCCAUCUUAGCAACUAGAAAUGAAUUUGUAGAUAAGCUAAAUGAAUUGAUGAUUGAAAAAUUCUCAGGACAGACAAAAACAUACAUCAGCUUUGACGGAAGAUGA
Messenger RNA from Solanum lycopersicum (tomato), 756 nucleotides. The record is from RefSeq and is a predicted model, not a curated record. Lineage: Eukaryota; Viridiplantae; Streptophyta; Magnoliopsida; Solanales; Solanaceae.